ACCCAAGCUCGAUAGUUGCAAUGGGGAAUGCAAUCCGAUCAUUCCCGAAGGCUAUUCACUUACUCGAUCGAGUAUAGUGGAUAUGUACUCCUUGAAGUGUAUACUAUGUGUACAUUCUACGGCGUAGUGUAUAGUCUACACUGUUGUGCUACUAGGACGCCACCUAUGCUUCACAGGCCUCAUUCACAAUUUCAGUUUUGAAUGGGUCAGUAGCCAUUGUGGGAAACAUUGCAUUCAAGUUGUCACGGAAUAUUUAUGUUUUCUUGAAAAAUUGAGUUGUGAAAGUGAAUUAUAAAAGUGAUAAUGAAAGAAAAAUAUUGUUUAGUUUAUUGGCCAAGCAGUAAAGAAGUAACUGUUUUAUUAACCAAGGAUAUUCCUCCCAAAAAACGUCAGGAAGAGGCAUCCGUUAAGUUAUUGUGGAGGGACGCACCAACAAAGAAACCAAAGUUGUGGGACGCAAAAAUUUUGCGAUUUAACGAUGACCCAACAGUUUUGAAUAAUCUGAUGGUCGAUAAAGAGAAUGGGAACGUGAUGGACCCUCAGCAAAAAGGUUUCACAGAGGACAUUCUGCAACGACGUAAACAAUUACAAGGAGCUGCAAGGGAACAGAAGAAGCGGCGAGCUAAUACCGAUUACAUGCAUCAACGUAAACUCAGUCAACGGGCAUCAAUUUUCGAUGUUUUACCAAUGAAUGCAGGAGGUUCUAGUCCUCGCACUUCUCAUGCAAUAGAUACUGACGAUGAGGAAUCUACCAUGUUAGAAAAGAAACGACGAGGAGGAAAAGAAUUUGAGGAAAUUCUGCCCACGUCGUCGACGAUGACACCAGUGAGAGCUCCAAUAAUUGAGAAUCGGAGAUAGAACCAUCAUGAAGAUUCAGAGUCCGAGGAUGACGAGGAUUCAGAUGAAGGACUUUCCGACGAUGAGGGGCAAUGUCGUAAGGGGUGUGACGUUCAUUGUCGGAACCCUUUUUUUGAAUCAUUCAAUUUAUCCAGGCGAGGUCCUCCUUCUCCGGAAAUCAUUUCCUAUUUCCGAGACUUUACCCAGACUUUGGAAAUUAUGGCAAACGAGGGACAUUAUAAAGCUUUUCAACGAAUAAAAAAGUUGUACGACGAAGCGCGCACGCCUUCUAUGAAUAAGAUGGAAAUCCAUCCUGGGACCGAAGUUUUCAUCCAUAGACGUGCAAUGACAGAAGCAAUGGAUGACUUUAAUGAUACUCACAAUUGGAAGCAACUGGCAACUAAUGUUUUUGUUGAAAUUUAUGGAGAUACGUUGAGGCUUAUGUCAGUGAAAGGAACGAAAGGCAAAAUCAAGAUGCAUACCAAAAUUUACAAGGCUGUCAAGGAAUUCGUCUAUGCGUAAGGAACCCCAGAUCAUCCAAUCAAGGUUACUGAUAAAGACUACAGUCAACACGUAAAUAAAAUUUGUACCAAUCGGAGAGACAGAAACAAGAGCCAACAGAGCAGGAGUAAAGAGAACAAGGGCAUAUUAAUAAGGAAGAGUCGAACCUCCAAUAAAAGAUCAGUACAGUUCCUGAAGACAACACAAACUCCCUCGAAUGCUGGAGGUGAAAAAGAAAAUCGAGGAGCCAGUGAACCUCUUCAAAACAGCCAGACAUCUGAGACGGUACCAUCUGAACCCCCUCCUUCAGUUUCUAACGAUUCUGGAUGCAGCAGCAGUAGCCCAUCGAAUGAUCAUUCUGUACCAUAUUCAUCAGAACAGAUUGACCGAAAUUCAAUGUCUCCAAUCCAUAAUUCAAUGCUUUCGACCGGAUUCAGAGGACAUGACAACAACAAUAAUCCCUACCAGCAGCAACGCACUCCACUAUUUACACCGCUACAUCAGAAUCAAUCAGUUGCUGAGAAUUUUCAACAACCUUGGCAUCAUCAUAAUAGAGGACAAUGGACUAAUAACAACAACUUUUAUCCAAUAACGCAUGAGGGAUAUGAAUCGGAAAUUCCUCCAUUCUUGUUGCCACUGUAGAAAAAACGAUAUUCUUCAGUCAGUCAUGAUUAAUUCUUGAUAGUUCUUAAUUCUUGAUAGUUCUCGUCAAUAACUUACGUGUUUUUACGUGUUUUUCAAGGUAUUAUUUUAUUUUUAUAUAGUUCACACAUAAUUCU
This is a messenger RNA of Diachasma alloeum, 2117 nucleotides long. RefSeq lists its product as uncharacterized. Bases 1057 to 1359 code for a protein of 100 amino acids. The record is from RefSeq and is a predicted model, not a curated record. The transcript is spliced from 6 exons. NCBI's taxonomy places the organism in Eukaryota, Metazoa, Arthropoda, Insecta, Hymenoptera, Braconidae.